GCCCCGACUCCCGCGUUAGGGAAGAGCGGCGGCGGCUGGUUCUCAGGCGCGGCGCUUUAUCGGUGGUUCUGGCUCCCGGCCGCGCCGCAGCCCCUGCUCAGUCUCUCUCACUCAGCUCGGCGGGCUCCUCCGCCCUGCACGUGAGCGCGCCCGCCAACAGGGCCACUGCCGCGGAUACUUUUCUGCUGUGAGAAUGUAAGAUGGAUCCAGAAGAGCAGGAGCUCUUAAAUGAUUACAGAUACAGAAGCUACUCUUCAGUGAUUGAAAAGGCUUUGAGAAAUUUUGAGUCCUCGAGUGAAUGGGCGGAUCUCAUAUCUUCACUUGGCAAACUCAACAAGGCUCUUCAGAGUAACCUGAGGUACUCCUUGUUGCCAAGACGGCUCCUCAUCAGUAAAAGAUUAGCUCAGUGUUUGCAUCCUGCCCUGCCCAGUGGUGUGCACUUAAAAGCCCUAGAAACCUAUGAGAUUAUCUUUAAAAUUGUGGGGACCAAAUGGCUGGCCAAGGACUUGUUUCUGUACAGCUGCGGGUUAUUUCCUCUCCUGGCACAUGCGGCGGUGUCGGUGAGGCCGGUGCUGCUCACCCUGUACGAGAAGUACUUCCUCCCACUGCAGAAGCUGCUCCUGCCCAGUCUGCAGGCGUUCAUCGUCGGCCUGCUGCCCGGCCUCGAAGAAGGCUCCGAGAUCUCCGACAGAACGGAUGCUCUGCUCCUGAGACUAUCGCUGGUGGUCGGCAAAGAGGUGUUUUACACCGCCCUCUGGGGGAGCGUCCUGGCCAGCCCGUCCAUCCGCCUCCCCGCCUCAGUCUUCGUGGUGAACCACAUCAGCAGGGAUGCCCCCGGCCAGGAGCAGAAGCACAUGCUGGGGACCGAUCACCAACUCACGGUGAAAUCUUUGUGUGCCUCCCUGUUGGACUCAAAUGUUCUUGUGCAAAGAAAUAAUCUGGAAAUCGUUCUGUUUUUCUUCCCAUUUUAUACCUGUCUGGAUUCCAAUGAGAGAGCCAUUCCCCUCCUCAGAUCUGACAUCGUGCGCAUUCUCUCAGCUGCCACCCAGACACUACUGAGAAGGGACAUGUCCCUGAACAGAAGACUGUAUGCAUGGUUACUAGGCUCAGACAUUAAAGGAAGUACCGUUGUGCCAGAAUCUGAAAUCUCAAAUUCUUAUGAAGAUCAGUCGUCUUAUUUUUUUGAAAAAUACUCCAAGGAUCUUUUAGUUGAGAGUCUGGCUGAAAUAUUGCAUCAGAAGUUCAUAGAUGCCGACGUGGAGGAACGCCAUCAUGCAUACCUGAAGCCUUUUCGCGUCCUCAUCAGUCUGCUUGACAAGCCAGAGAUAGGGCCUCAGGUGGUUGGGAAUUUGUUUCUGGAAGUCAUCAGGGCCUUUUAUUCUUACUGCAGAGAUGCCCUUGGUUCUGAUCUUAAACUUAGCUACACCCAGAGUGGAAAUUCGCUGAUAAGUGCAAUCAAAGAAAACAGAAAUGCCUCUGAGAUUGUCAAAACGGUAAAUUUGCUGAUCACUUCUCUAAGCACAGACUUUCUCUGGGAUUAUAUGACAAGGUGUUUUGAGGAAUGCUUUAGACCAGUGAAGCAGCAUUACAGUGUGAGGAACAGCGUCAGCCCUCCCCCGACGGUGUCGGAGCUCUGCACCCUCUUGGUCUUCCUGCUGGAUGUCAUUCCCUUGGAACUGUACUCUGAGGUGCAAACCCAGUAUCUCCCUCAGGUGCUCGGCUGCCUGGUGCAGCCUCUUGCUGAGGACAUGGAGGCCUUAAGUUUACCUGAACUCACGCAUGCCUUGAAGACGUGUUUCAAGGUGCUCAGCAAAGUCCAGAUGCCGCCUUCCUACCUCGACACAGAGUCCACCAGCGGAACCUCGAGUCCAGUAAAAGGUGAAAACAACAAAAUAAUUUUGGAAACAAAGGCAGUGAUUCCCGGUGAGGAAGAUGCUUCGUUUCCCCCUCUGAAGUCUGAGGACAGUGGGAUCGGGCUCAGUGCCUCGUCACCGGAGCUCUCUGAGCACUUGAGGGUUCCUCGCGUUUCUCUGGAAAGGGACGACGUUUGGAAGAAGGGCGGGAGCAUGCAGAGGACGUUUCUUUGCAUCCAAGAGCUAAUUGCCAACUUUGCCAGCAAGAACAUUUUUGGAGUACAGCUGACAGCGUCAGGAGAAGAAAGCAAGUCCGAGGAACCUGCAGGGAAGAGAGACCGGGGUGGGACGCAGAGCCUGGCGACUGAGGAUUGCAGCAGGAAGAACUCGUGGGAGCCCAAGCCCAUCACGGUGCCUCAGUUCAAGCAGAUGCUUUCGGACUUGUUCAUGGCGCGAGGGUCUCCGUUCAAGACAAAAAAUUCGGAGUCACCGUCGUCUUCGCCCAGCAGCCCCGCCAGAAAAAGCGGGAGAGAAUGGGAUGUUGAACAGGUGGUCAUUGACCUGAGGGGUUCCAGGGAGGAAUGCAGGGAGGCCUUUGCCGCCGCCUGCCACCUGCUGCUGGACUGUGCCACCUUCCCUGUCUACCUGUCCGAGGAAGAGACCGAGCAGCUCUGUGCAACGCUCUUCCAGCUGCCAGGAGCCGGUGAUUCCAGUUUUCCAUCUUGGCUGAAAUCCCUUAUGACCAUUUGCUGCUGUGUGACUGACUGCUACCUCCAGAACGUGGCCAUUUCCACUCUGCUGGAAGUGAUAAACCAUUCCCAGUCCCUGGCUCUUGUCAUUGAAGACAAGAUGAAACGCUACAAGAGCUCUGGACACAACCCUUUUUUUGGCAAGCUGCAGAUGGUGACGGUUCCUCCCAUUGCUCCAGGGAUUUUAAAAGUCAUUGCAGAGAAAACAGAUUUCUAUCAGAGGGUGGCUCGUGUGCUUUGGAAUCAGCUGAACAAAGAGACCCGGGAGCAUCACGUCACCUGUGUAGAAUUGUUCUACCGGCUGCACUGCCUGGCCCCGACGGCCAACAUCUGCGAGGACAUCAUUUGCCACGCCCUCCUGGACCCUGACAAGGGAACAAGGCUGGAAGCUCUGUUUAGAUUUUCCGUGAUCUGGCAUCUGACAAGAGAGAUCCAAGGCAGUCGAGUAACAUCUCACAAUCGCUCCUUUGACAGGUCCUUGUUUGUCGUGCUGGACAGCCUGGCCUGCACGGAUGGCGCCAUCAGCGCAGCAGCCCAGGGCUGGCUGGUGCGUGCGCUCUCCCUUGGGGAUGUGGCUCGCAUCCUCGAACCCGUGCUCCUGCUCCUGCUGCAGCCAAAAACCCAGAGAACCUCCAUCCACUGCCUCAAGCAGGAGAACUCGGCCGAUGACUGGCACCGUUGGUUUAACAGGAAAAAAACCUCUUUCAGAGAAGCAUCUGCAGGGCCCGAGCCUCAGGAGAGCGGCUCUGAAGAGCACCUGCCUCUGAGCCAGUUCACCACGGUGGACCGUGAAGCCAUUUGGGCCGAAGUGGAGAAGGAGCCCGAGAAGUACCCGCCACGAGGCGAGCUGAGCGAGGAAGAGCUGCCCUACUACGUGGAGCUUCCGGACAGGACGGCCCACGGCGCCCCAGACAGCAGCGAGCACACCGAGUCCGCAGACACGAGCUCCGGCCACACGGACAGCGAGAACACAUCCUCCUUCUCCUCCCCUUCCCACGACCCGCAGGAGCUGAGCAAUGAAGAGAACUGCUGUGCGCCCAUCCCCAUGGGAGGCAGGGCAUACCCCAAGCGCUCGGCCCUGCUGGCGGCCUUCCAGUCAGAAAGCUUCAAGGCUGGGGCCAAGUUAAGCCUGGUGCGAGUGGACUCGGACAAGACGCAGGCUUCUGAAUCGUUCUCCAGCGAUGAGGAGGCCGACUUGGAGCUCCAGGCCCUCACUACGUCCAGGCUGCUGAAGCAGCAGCGGGAAAGGCAGGAGGCCGUCGAGGCCUUGUUCAAGCACAUCCUGCUCUACCUGCAGCCCUACGACUCUCGGCGGGUCCUCUAUGCCUUCUCGGUGCUGGAGGCUGUGCUCAAAACCAACCCUAAGGAGUUCAUCGAGGCCGUGUCCAGGACUAGCAUGGACACCAGCUCCACCGCGCACCUCAACCUCAUCUCCAACCUCCUGGCUCGCCACCAGGAGGCCCUUAUUGGCCAGAGUUUCUACGGAAAGCUCCAGACCCAGGCCCCCAACGUGUGCCCCCACUCUCUGCUCCUGGAGCUGCUCACCUACCUCUGCCUGAGCUUCCUGCGCUCCUACUACCCCUGCUAUUUGAAGGUGACGCACCGAGACAUCCUCGGCAACCGGGACGUGCAGGUCAAAAGUGUCGAGGUUUUGAUCAGGAUCAUGAUGCAGCUGGUCUCGGUGGCCAAGUCUUCGGAAGGGAAGAACGUGGAAUUCAUCCACAGCUUGCUGCAGAGGUGCAAAGUUCAGGAGUUCGUCCUGCUCUCCCUGUCGGCGUCCAUGUACACGAGCCAGAAGCGCUACGGGCUGGCCACCGCCCACCACGGCAGGGCCCUGCCGGAGGACAGCCUCUUUGAGGAGAGUCUCAUCAACUUGGGUCAGGACCAGAUCUGGAGUGAGCACCCACUGCAGAUUGAGCUGCUGAAGCUGCUGCAGGUGCUGAUUGUCUUGGAGCACCACCUAGGCCGGGCCCACGAGGAGGGGGAAAACCAGCCGGACCUGUCCCGGGAGUGGCAGAGAGCCCUGAACUUCCAGCAGGCCAUCAGCGCCCUGCAGUACGUGCAGCCGCACCCCCUCACCUCCCAGGGGCUGCUGGUCUCUGCGGUGGUGAGGGGUCUGCAGCCCGCCUACGGCUACGGCAUGCAUCCCGCCUGGGUGAGCUUGGUCACGCAUUCCUUGCCCUACUUCGGAAAGUCCCUGGGCUGGACAGUGACACCCUUUGUUGUCCAGAUUUGCAAAAACUUGGAUGACUUGGUCAAGCAGUAUGAAAGCGAAUCUGUGAAGCUCUCUGUCAGCACAACCUCCAAGAGGGAAAAUAUUUCUCCAGAUUAUCCACUCACCCUUUUAGAAGGUCUGACGACUAUUAGUCAUUUUUGUCUUUUGGAACAAGCCAACCAAAACAAAAAGACCAUGGCCACAGGUGAUCCUGCCAACUUGAGGAAUGCCAGAAAUGCCAUCUUGGAAGAGCUGCCUCGAACUGUUAACACCAUGGCCCUUCUCUGGAAUGUUCUCAGAAAGGAGGAGACUCAAAAGAGACCUGUCGAUCUCCUAGGGGCCACAAAGGGAUCCUCUUCCGUUUACUUUAAAACCACCAAAACCAUAAGACAGAAAAUUUUAGACUUCUUAAACCCCUUGACGGCCCAUCUUGGGGUUCAGUUGACAGCAGCUGUUGCGGCAGUGUGGAGCAGAAAGAAAGCCCAGCGUCACAGUAAGAUGAAGAUUAUCCCAGCGGCGAGUGCAUCCCAGCUGACCCUUGUCGACUUGGUGUGUGCACUCAGCACCCUGCAGACUGACACGUUGCUGCACCUGGUGAAGGAGGUGGUGAAGAGGCCACCCCAAGUCAAAGGGGGUGACGAGAAAUCGCCCCUAGUGGACAUUCCUGUGUUGCAAUUUUGCUAUGCUUUUCUCCAAAGGCUUCCAGUACCAGCCUUGCAAGAGAACUUUUCUUCACUGUUGGGAGUAUUGAAGGAGUCUGUACAGUUGAAUCUAGCCCCACCUGGGUAUUUUCUGCUUCUCAGCAUGCUGAAUGACUUUGUAACAAGAACUCCCAACCUGGAAAACAAGAAGGAUCUAAAAGACCUGCAGGUUUGUAUACGAAAGAGGUUCAGCCAAAUGAUAUUACCCCAGCAGUGCUGUCCUCCUUUGGGGAUAUCAGAUAAUGCUGCUGCAACUUCAGCAAUGGUGUCUUCAUCCGCCCCUUCCGUGUACAGCGUGCAAGCCCUCUCUCUCCUGGCAGAGGUACUGGCUUCCCUCCUGGACAUGGUUUAUCGAAGUGACGAGAAGGAGAAAGCUGUGCCGUUAAUCUCCCGUCUGCUUUACUAUGUUUUUCCAUACUUACGCAACCACAGUGCCUACAAUGCUCCCAGCUUCCGGGCUGGCGCUCAGCUGCUGAGCUCCCUGAGUGGCUAUGCCUACACCAAACGAGCCUGGCGGAAGGAGGUCCUGGAACUGUUUCUCGACCCUGCUUUCUUUCAGAUGGAUACUUCUUGUGUUCAUUGGAAGUCCAUUAUUGACCAUCUUUUGACUCAUGAGAAAACAAUGUUUAAGGAUUUAAUGAACAUGCAGAGCAGUUCUUUGAAACUAUUCUCAAGUUUUGAACAGAAAGCCAUGCUGUUAAAACGCCAGGCUUUUGCUGUCUUCAGUGGAGAACUUGAUCAAUACCACCUUUACCUUCCACUGAUACAAGAACGCCUGACAGACAAUCUCAGAGUCGGACAGACAUCCACAGUUGCUGCUCAGAUGUUUCUUUUUUUCAGAGUUUUGCUGCUAAGAAUAUCUCCUCAGCAUUUGACUUCAUUGUGGCCAAUAAUGGUCUCUGAAUUGAUUCAGACAUUCACACAGCUUGAAGAAGAUCUAAAAGACGAAGAUGAGUCAUUGAGAAGCAACAACAAAGUAAACAGAACGAAAGGUUCAGUCCUGGAUGCAAAUGGACACUCAGUGGGGGAGAUACCCCAGAGUGAACUCAUCUUGUAUUUAUCAGCUUGCAAAUUCUUGGACACAGCGCUUUCUUUUCCACCUGACAAGAUGCCAUUAUUUCAAAUUUAUAGGUGGGCAUUUCUUCCAGAAGUGGGCACAGCAGGAGGACCCUUGCCUUCUGUGCGGGAUAUAGAGGAAAUCGACCAAGGAAUGCGAACCCACACUGGUCAAAAUGUCUAG
Molecule: messenger RNA, 6758 nt
Organism: Cercocebus atys (sooty mangabey)
Lineage: Eukaryota; Metazoa; Chordata; Mammalia; Primates; Cercopithecidae
Gene: DOP1B
Product: dopey family member 2
Biological process (GO): Golgi to endosome transport
Cellular component (GO): endosome; trans-Golgi network
Source: RefSeq, a predicted model, not a curated record